Messenger RNA from Athene cunicularia (burrowing owl), 3229 nucleotides. RefSeq names its product fatty acid desaturase 1-like. The coding region runs from base 793 to 2139 and encodes 448 amino acids. Gene Ontology annotation, cellular component: membrane. Gene Ontology annotation, biological process: lipid metabolic process. Gene Ontology annotation, molecular function: oxidoreductase activity, acting on paired donors, with oxidation of a pair of donors resulting in the reduction of molecular oxygen to two molecules of water. The record is from RefSeq and is a predicted model, not a curated record. The transcript has 12 exons. Lineage: Eukaryota; Metazoa; Chordata; Aves; Strigiformes; Strigidae.
CAGACCUCAGAGCCUUCUGCUGGUUUCACUGUGCUAGCGUACAAGCUGGCUCCAUGCCUUGAAGGCAGGAAUUACAGUUGAAUGAGAGAUGUUAGCAAACAUAUUUAAUAGCAGCUUUUGGCUCUCCAGACAGGCUCGUUUAUAGCUUUACAUUUUGGCACUGUGUGACUUUAUGAAGCCCCACUGUAUGGUAAGUGCAGGAUUUCCUGAUAUUAAUGACUGAUUAAAGGAUUACAGGAUGCUGAAAGUGCUUCAGUUGUCUAAGAAGGUCAUUGAAUGUUUGCUGUGGAAGAGCUGCCCACAGCCUUCCUCAGAUUUCUCUUCCUCCUAAUGCCCAUGUUGACUCAGCAGGAUGGAAGCAAGUUAGCAGCUUACUUUAUCCAAUUCCUAAUGCUCUAUGAGGGUGCUCACCUAGUAGUCCUUUCUGUCAUUUUGCCAUCUCGUUUAACUGAAUAACAGAUAAGCUUCCUACGGUUUUCUAUUCAUGCAUGUUUGUAUUCAGUAGUCUACAGCACUCAGGGUUAAUCAGACCCUCCAAAGGCAAUUCAAAAAAGGACAAGAAGGAACAGGGCUUUUAUUCAAGGGUGUGUCAACAUGUCUGGUGUGAAAGUGGGAAAGGAGGGAGCUGUGGAAGGGUGUGUUUGGGCAAGGGGAGCCAACCAGCCCUACAAGCACAGGGAGUGGCUUGGAGUGUGACUGUAUAAGGCAGUCUGAGAUGGUUCACCCUCUGCUUGGAUGCUGCAAAGCUUAGACUAGCGAACCUCAGCGCUGACUGAGCAUCUCCCAGUACAGAUGCCUCCACAGACUGGCUCCGCUGAAAAGGAGACACAGCCUGUUUCAGCCUUUCUACAGCUUCUCACUUGGGAAGAGAUCAAAAUCCACAAUGGCCACGGUCAAGGUCAGGAGCAGUGGCUGGUGAUUGACAGGAAGGUUUAUGAUGUCAGCAAGUUUUCCAGACAACACCCUGGAGGCAGCCGGGUUAUUAGCCACUAUGCUGGGCAAGAUGCUACGGAUGCCUUUGUAGCAUUUCACAACGAUAAGUCUCUGGUGAAAAAAUACUUGAAAUCUCUGCUGAUUGGGGAGUUGGCACCAGAUCAACCCAGCUUUGAGUCUAAUAAAAAAAAAUCACUUUUAGAGGAUUUUCGUGAGCUGCGCUGCACUGUUGAGAAGAUGGGACUUCUGAGGCCAAACUACACCUUUUUCUUCCUGAUUUUCCUUCACAUCAUGGUACUGGAUGCUGCAUCCUGGCUCAUGGUCUGGUACUUUGGGAUAUCCUUACUGCCAUUCAUGGUUGGCAUGGCAUUCUUCAUCGUGGCUCAGAUCCAGAUGGGCUGGUUCCAACAUGAUCUGGGGCACUGCUCUGUCUUCAGGAAGCCUAAAUGGAAUCGACUUCUGCAGAUUGUUGUGAUAAGUGUUCUGAAGGGCUUACCGGCCAGCUGGUGGAAUCACCUGCACAACCAGCACCAUGCCAAACCCAACUGCUUCCGCAAAGACCCUGACCUCAACAUGCACCCUCUCCUGUUCAGCUUGGGAAAGACACUCUCCGUGGAGCUUGGAAAAAAGAAGAAGAAGUUCAUGCCUUACAAUUAUCAGCAUAAGUAUUUCAUCUUAUUGGCCCCACUUGCACUUAUACCGUUCUUCCAGCUUUCUACAUUGUACUUUGCAAUCAAGAGGAAAAAGUGGUUGGACCUGUUAUUGGUUGUGUCUUUCAACACCCGAGUCUGUCUCAUGUAUAUUCCUUUAAUGGGAUUUAACAACUUCAUGGUGUACUACUGGCUGUCCAGGUACAUAGAGAGUACCUGGUUUAUUUGGGUGUCACAGAUGAAUCACAUUCCAAUGGACAUUGAUUAUGAUAAGAACAAAGACUGGGUAUCUACUCAGCUCCAUGCAACAUGCAACGUGAACCAAUCUUUGUUCAAUGACUGGUUCACUGGGCACUUGAACUUCCAAAUUGAGCACCACCUUUUCCCCACAAUGCCUCGACACAACUACUGGAAAGCAGCUCCUCUGGUGAAAGCCCUUUGUGAUAAGCAUGGCAUUCAGUAUAAAAGCAAGACUUUACUAACAGCCUUUGUAGAUAUUUUGCAUUCACUGAAGGAUUCUGGGGAGCACUGGCUUGAAGCGUAUCUGCACGGAUAGAAACUGACAGCUCUCAAAAGGAACCUCUUCACCAGACAGCGGCUGCAAAGAGUCAGCACAGACCAACAGUGUGUGUGUGUGUGCCUUCUGGCACAAAAACUCGGGAGAUGGGCAAAGAUAACUUCAGUAAGAAUGGGUGGGAAAGUGGAUUAAAGAUACAUUUUUUUUCUUGUUCCUAACCAUGAACUUCUAUUUUUCCUGCUCUCAAUCUCUGAAUAAGAGCCAGUGAUGAACUGGGCCUCUAGAUUAGGGAGAAGUAACUCUUGAAUCAGCUUGAUCAGUUUCCUUCAUUGAGGUGCCAGCUCACUGCUUAUGGAAAAAUUUUGAAAGGAAAUUAUUCAUAGAGUCAUAGAAUCAUAGAAUGGUUUGGGUUGUAAGAGACCUUUAAAGAUUACCUCAGCCAAACCCCUGCUGUGGGCAGGGACAUCUUUCACUGGAUCAGUUUGCUUAAAGCCCCAUCGAACCUGACCUUGAACACUUUGAGGCAUGGGGCAUCCAGGACUUCUCUGGGCAACCUGUUUCAGUGUCUCACCACCCUAAAGAAUUUCUUCCUCAUAUCUAAUCUAAAUCUACCCUCUUUCAGUUUAAAACCAUUGUCCCUUGUCCUAUCACUACAAGCCCUGGUAAAAAAGUCUCUAUCUUUCUUAUAAGCCCUCUUUCCGUACUGAAAGGCCACCAUAAAGUCUCCUUCUUGGUGUUUUUGUUUCUGUGGAUUGGUGAAAAUGGGAUAGGACAAACCAAACUGGAGGAAGUCAGGACACGUUAGGACAGGGGGUAUCUUUAAGAGGUAUUCUAAAACAGAUAAAAUAAGUAUGCAAAGAACAAGAUGGCCUGGGAUGUGUCCCCAUCACUACUGAUCAUAUGUACGCUACUUGCUCUACCUACUUAGGUGUUAUAACUAGUGCUGUUCAUGGAUUGCAUAGGGAGGCAGAUAACUCGGUGAUAAAUUUUACACCUGUAAUACCUGGUGUGAAUACAGUCCAAAGAGUCUGUAUAGCAUAUAUUAUUUAUAUGCAUACAUGCAUGUAUAUAUAUAUAUAUAUAUAUAUAUAUAUAUAUUAACUGAGUGGUGGCUGUGCUGUCUGAUCAA